This is a messenger RNA of Chaetomium strumarium, 2728 nucleotides long. RefSeq lists its product as uncharacterized. The transcript is spliced from 2 exons. Gene Ontology annotation, cellular component: lipid droplet. Lineage: Eukaryota; Fungi; Ascomycota; Sordariomycetes; Sordariales; Chaetomiaceae. The record is from RefSeq and is a predicted model, not a curated record. Bases 251 to 2392 code for a protein of 713 amino acids.
CGACAAUCCGAUACGGAUACCCAGCGCUCCAGCUAUCUAACACAACAACCGACAGCAUUUUGCGCGCCGUUCUCUCACUUCUCUAGGAGUCCGAGUUACAAAUUUAGGGCAGCUCGUUUUACCGUGUCCAAUCCCAGCCUAAGGAUGUUGGCGCUUUUGCAAUAACCGAGCCAUUCCCCUGAAAACCAGCUUUCCCUGAGCUGAGAGGCCGCUGGUUCGGGGUCGCGGUCGUGACUCGUGGGUCUCGACAAUGGCCGCAUCACGUCGCGGGCAGCCGCCGCUCUCGGUUCGGCUGCCGCAGCCCUCCGCAACGGCCGCCUUGGCCGACCUUCCGCCCAUAUCGGCCCUCUUCCUCAUCGACUUUGACGUCAAGGCCGGCUACACCAUCGUCUGGAAACAGGCCGUUUCCGGCCUCGAGCUGGAGGGCACCGUCGAGUACAAGAGCCUGCCGUCCGGCCUCCACACCGUGUCUGAUGACCUAAUAUACUUCGUUCACGAUGGUGGCCAUGCCGGCCUUAGCGCAUUCGUGAAUACCCCCACCGAUGAGGAGGAGACGCGCCAUGCGCGCAUGAUCGCCGUUGGCGUGCUCGUGCCGCUCAGUUACGGCCGCCUCGGAAGGGCAUGGCGCCAUGCCGAGGCUCUGAAGGAUCUCGCUGCCAAGCUCGCUGCCGAUCGGAGACAGACACAACUGCUAGCGAACUACUGGGAGCAGCACGCGGUGCGCGGGAUCACCGCGCCUCAGCCGCUGAAAGACACACCCCUCGAAUCUCCCGUCUUGAGUAUCAAGGUCAGCCGCCCGGGUCUAGGUAAAGGCCAUGUUAGGAACCGCUCUGCGUCGGAUGGCGCAGCCUUGAUCCCGCCGGGCCAUCGACUCUCUCCCUUCCAUCCAGCCUGGAGUCUCACAUCCCUGCUGGACACUUUUGGGCCACUGAUCUUCCCCAUUCACCGCACCGCGCUGUUGCGCAAGCGCAUUUUGAUCUCCUGCCAUGCCCCUGUGCAUGAGGUCUGCAAUUUUGUGUAUGAUAUCUCAGUUCUGUCCAAUGUACCCCUGUCCGUUUGCGACAUAAUAGACCCUUCAGCCCCGGUUCAGCGCCUUCGGCCGCUAUUCACAGUCGGCGUACAUGACAUAUCCUCCUUAUUAGAGAACCAAGUCGGACGAAAGCGAUCCGUCCGAGGGGACAACCCCGACGAAGACGCCGGUUCGGGAUGGGUCGCGUGCACCACCGACAGCAUCCUCGCCAUGAAGGAGGGGCUCUGGGACAUGCUCAUCACCAUGCCACCACCCUACACCUCCAACGCGAAGCAUCGCGUCUGGCCGAGAGUAGAAUGCCCCAAGGGAGUCCCCGUGAAAGCCACCCAGCGCGACCUCCGCCGCUUUCGCUCCCUCACCAUGGGCCUCCGUCGGUUCGCAGUAGCACGGGGCUCCGGCCCUCGCUCCCAACCGCCCAACCCACGCAGUCCACCCUCGGACGCCGGCGACUCCCCCGUCCCGACCAUCCCCGCCAUCCGCCUCUCCAAACCAUCUUCAACGUCCCGACCCGGAACUGCUGCAACGGAUGACCGUCCACCAACCCUCUCCGCGGUAGGCAACGGUAGCGACGACACAGAUAAGAUUAUCGAGCCCACCACCUGGGCCGCCCUAGCCUACAACGGCUUCAUGUGGUGGGCCUCGGCAGGCGAGAAGCGGCACAGCGAGGAGAUCGACGAGCAGAGUCACGACGCCGCGCUGCUGGAGGACCUGAUGGCGCCGACGCCUGGAUCACCCGUUAUGGGCGGCGGCGGCGGUGGCGGUGGGCCCACCUCAUCCUCCCAACGGCGCGGGGCGCAAGGGCAGGGUCAGGAGCAGGAGCAGGGGAGAUCUAGCUUUGGCGCGGCCACCACCACCAGCAGUAGCGGUGGCAUGGGCCUGACCGAUUCGCUUGCUCCACUCCCUGACCAAAAUGGUGAUGGCGCUGACGAUGAAGAUGAUGAGGAUGCGCGAGCGCAGGUCGAGCUCGCGGUGGUGGCGUAUUUCCACCGACUGACUACCUCUGUGUUAUCUGUCCUGGCGGAUAUAGUCGACUCCUCCGAGGACGAUGAUGACAAUGACCUGUUGGACCUGGACGUGGAUACCAAUGCCGAGCUUGAUGGGCCUGCAUCGUCGCCGUCGCUAAGUGGAGCGGAGCAUGACCGAGGCAGUCGGGAAGAGGAAGCGAGGUUGCUGGGAGCGAGCGGCAACAGCAGCAGCAGGGGCUGGGUGAGGGUCGAUAGUCAGGCGCUCGCUGAAAUGGGGCUGGAUGUCUGGAGCGAGGCGGACGCUGACUUUGUCAGGGAGCUGGUGGCGAGGUAUUUCUCUAGGAGAGCGUAUGUUGAGACGAAGGGGGUUGAGAUUUGCGGAGUGAGGGUUUGUUAGUGGCGGCCCGCAUAAGGGUUGAGUGGCUGUUUUAGGUUGGGACUAAUAGUUAUACUGUGGUAGUAUAUCCUUGGCCAUGGUGAACGCUAGGGCAGUGAAGGGGCUAUAGGAGGACGUGGAGUGGAUGAAGUUUACUACACUAAGCCUGCUGCUAAUGAUGCUGCAUGACGUGUAGAUCAGGCGGUUUGCAAGGCAAUCAGACUGUUUAUAAACCGUGAGUUAAAGCCUCUAAUAUGUCUAGAAUAGUGCAUGUUGGACUCCCCUUAGUAACGGAACUACGAUCCAUCCAUUUUCACGGCUACUAGUAGUAUAUUUGGCAGGUGAAAUGCUACAGCC